Dendroctonus ponderosae (mountain pine beetle) is the source of this 1744-nucleotide messenger RNA. RefSeq lists its product as uncharacterized. The transcript has 6 exons. Lineage: Eukaryota; Metazoa; Arthropoda; Insecta; Coleoptera; Curculionidae. The record is from RefSeq and is a predicted model, not a curated record. The coding region runs from base 126 to 1697 and encodes 523 amino acids.
GCCUUUCAUGGUGUUUUAGCCAACCGAUGAAGCCACCUAACGCUAGUCGCACUUGGCGAGCUUUGUGGUCAAGCAGCGUACAGUGUGUGAAAAAAACCAUGAUAUAAAACAGUGAAAACGGUGAAAUGCUGCCUGCUUGGUGCCUUUUCUUCGGUUCUCAAGAGAUUUGCCCCAAAGCCAACGAGACGCAGCAACAAAUGCCCCUGUUUCUUGCAUAUCUCCUGCUAGUCGUGGCCUCUUUACUCUGGAUUCGCAGACAUCAGCUUGGCAGGAUUUUUUUCAGCCCAAGCAAAUCAGUGCUUGAUUGGACGAAGAGCCGACUCCCCGGCCAAUGGUCUUCCCAUCAGGCGACUCUUUCAGGUGGUUUGCAGGAACUGUGGCAGGACGGCUCCCUCCUCUGCGCUCUCAUCAACUCGGCCAUCCCAGAGGCCUGUUCUGAUCCCCAUAGACAUUUUAACAAGCGCCCCGUACAUGCUCAGCAACUCGCUUGGAAGUACUUUGGAAUCAACCCGGUCUUCACAGAAGAAAACUUCAGCCUCCCCUGGUCGACUCAGCUGGAAACUCAGCUACUCAACCACUUGCUGCUGCUUCAGAAGCGGAUCGUUGCUUCGGAACACUCACAACCUCCCAGUCAGGUCACAUCCACUUUCCACGUUAGAGGCAUGGGCCUCUACACUGCCGAGCAAUUCAAGGAAGCAGAUUUUUUCAUCUACUCCCACCAGGGCAACUUUCUGCAGCUGGAGGUGGCGAUUCUGGGUCCUUUUGACUCGCAAUGCCGCACCUCCUUCCAGGACCUCCUGGAGAAUCUUCACCUCAAAUCUUCCUCGAACAACAUCAAGAUGCAAAUGCUGGUGGAAGAAACCCGGCUCAAGAUCUCCUACGUUCCUCAGUAUUGUGGAAUCCAUGAAAUCAGGCUGAGCUGCAACCAGGAGAGUUUGGAGGGAAGCCCCUAUCACGUCAAUGUCCUCAAUUAUUCCCUGUUCAAGUGCAAGGGUUCAGCGAUGGCAAUCAGCAAAUACCUGAAAGAACUGACGAAUACUCGGGAAAAGCUCCAGACUCAGAGGGGAAACUGCUCGAAUAUCCAGAAGUUGGUUGAUAGCUCUUUUAGAGUGGCCUGCAAGGUGACCAGGGCCUCCCCUGCGCUUAGAGCAGGCUGUUUAGCUCAGUUCUCCAGCUCUUAUCCAGUAUGUGAACGGCAUACUGCUGCAGAAGAUUGCCGGAAACUCUCGAUGGACGAACGAAGAAAGAUAUUUUCCAGCCAAACCCAGGUGGGGCCUGAGCAGGUUGGGGCAUUUAGACGCCUUCUCAACCACUUGAGCAAGGAAGCUCCAACAGAAGAUUUUCUGGGUAACAACCAAAAACUGGCUCUUCCACGGACGGUUCUGGAGAAGAAGGUGUUUUGGGAAUCUGCCUUUGAUCAACCCAAACUGGAGUCUAUUGAAGACAGCCAGCAAUCCUGGAACCGACGGUUGAAGCACGUGGAUUCGCUCUACCUGCUCAGAAAGCGCCCGGUAUCCAAAUCCAUGAGCAACCUGAACUGGGAUGGAAAAAAGACCGUUGAAAAACCCCGGUGGUUUCAAGACUAUCUGGAUCUGUGCGGCCGAAUUAGUCUGGAUGAGCGACUGAAGUCGUUUAUGCGAAGCUCACGUCAGGGUGAAGCCUCAGGUUUGAAGACAAAGAACUCCGGGACGAAUUGACGUAUUUUGUUAAUUAAUUUAGCAAGUUAAGGUCUGUUUUGCGAAAA